ACAAAAGCUAAGAUUACCUGCCAGAAAUUGGGGUCCUGGGAAUAGAAUCAGAACUAUAUUAACAUCUGUCAGGGACUCUCAAAUGUGGCAUGGCAAGUCACUUGAUUACACGUAUGUUAUUUAGUUAAAUUUGUGAAAAUUAUGAGAUGCUCACCAACCCGGUGAUAAACAUGCUCUCUUCCUAUUGGCUGGCCUGGUCACAUGGCCGCCCAACUUUAUUCAGUUGACAGCAAGUAGGAGGGCCCAAUGGAAGGAGAAAAAAGACAACACGAGAAAAAUUAGUAUUUUCUACCUUCUGAAAUUAAUGGCCAUGAGUUCGUAUAUGGUGAACUCUAAGUACGUGGACCCCAAGUUUCCUCCGUGCGAGGAAUAUUUGCAGGGUGGCUACCUAGGCGAGCAGGGAGCCGACUACUACGGCAGCGGUGCACAGGGCGCCGACUUCCAGCCCUCGGGGCUUUACCCACGGCCCGACUUCGGUGAACAACCCUUCGGAGGCGGCGGGCCCGGGCCUGGCUCAGCGCUGCCAGCGCGGGGUCACGGACAGGAACCGAGCGGCCCGGGAAGUCACUACGGUGCCCCGGGAGAGCCGUGCCCAGCGCCCCAGCCUGCGCCCCUGCCUGGUGCUCGGGCCUGCAGCCAGCCCACCGGCCCCAAGCAGCCGCCCCCCGGGACAGCACUUAAGCAGCCCGCUGUGGUCUACCCUUGGAUGAAGAAGGUGCACGUGAAUUCGGUGAACCCCAACUACACCGGUGGGGAGCCCAAGCGUUCCCGGACGGCCUACACCAGACAGCAAGUCCUAGAACUGGAAAAGGAAUUUCAUUUUAACAGGUAUCUGACCAGGCGCCGUCGGAUUGAAAUCGCUCACACCCUGUGUCUGUCUGAGCGCCAGAUCAAGAUCUGGUUCCAGAACCGGAGGAUGAAGUGGAAAAAAGACCACAAACUGCCCAACACCAAGGGCAGGUCUUCUUCCUCAUCUUCCUGCUCCUCUUCAGCUGCCCCCGGCCAGCAUUUGCAACCAAUGGCCAAGGACCACCAUACGGACCUGACGACCUUAUAGAAGUGGGGACCCUGGGCCCAUCCCUUCUUGCACUCCAGGUUGAGGCGAAGCUGCGGGUGCAGGCGGGGCCUGCUGUCACCUCACUGGGCUCUAAGCCUUUUGUUGUGAGAUGACAUCGGGAGUCAGCCCCUUGGAGUCUGCUCACAAAAGACGCUUUUAAAAAUAGGACUGACCAUGUUUUGCUGCCACUGAUUAAAGUCUUAUUUAUACUAUUUGUCGCCUGUAGUUUUGAUGUAAUUCAUUGAUCUAUAUUUGAAAUAAUAAAAAGGUGUAGUAAAAUCUC
Molecule: messenger RNA, 1340 nt
Organism: Grammomys surdaster
Lineage: Eukaryota; Metazoa; Chordata; Mammalia; Rodentia; Muridae
Gene: Hoxd4
Product: homeobox D4
Exons: 3
Coding region: 305-1057 (250 amino acids)
Biological process (GO): regulation of transcription by RNA polymerase II; embryonic skeletal system morphogenesis; anterior/posterior pattern specification
Cellular component (GO): nucleus
Molecular function (GO): DNA-binding transcription factor activity, RNA polymerase II-specific; RNA polymerase II cis-regulatory region sequence-specific DNA binding
Source: RefSeq, a predicted model, not a curated record